AUGGAAGCCAACAGCGGUGUUGCCAAUCCUUAUUAUACCGGACGAGGCGCUCAUGGAACCACUGACUUCGGUGCACUCAUCAAUCAGUUCAAUGGGGUGACUCUGGGUGGUCUCAGCAUGCCCAACAACGCUGCUCCUGUCCCCAUGGGACCUGGUCAUGCGUUCAUGGUCAACUCGGACAGCCAGUUUGUUCUCACUCCGGUGCCGACUGCGCAGCCGAUGGGUCUUGGUCAUGGCAAUGAGAACCCUUAUCUCAACUACCCAGCUGCUGCAGGUGGCUACGGAGGCUCCUAUGUUGGCCUUUCGAUGCCGAUCAUGCCCUUCACCCCGGGCCGCCCCGGUACCACUCAGCCUCGUGUCGACCGUGGCCACUCUGACGUCCCAGGCCUCGAGAAUCGCCGCGGUUCCUACUCGACCACCGAGUCCGCUCCCGCCACUCCGUACUAUGGUGGUGCGUUUUCGAUCGUCCGCGAUUAUCCUCCCCCCCGUGUUGCCAGUCUUGAUCGGUCUUCCUACACGACUCCGUCUCCCAAUGCCACGGGACUCGCCCCCAUGGAGAACACCAAGCCAAUUCCCAUGGUCAUCUCGGAUCGUACCAUCGACGAGCUUCUCAAGAAGGACCCGGCUAUUCCCAAGGCUGUCCCAGCCGUCUUCACCCCACCGGGCCAGAUGAAGACUCUCGAGCAAAGCUUGGAGAAUCGUAUCCCCGGCAAUCGCAACGUCUAUAUCCGUGGUCUUCAUCCUACCACCGAUGACGAGCUUCUCUACCAAUUCACGUCCCGUUUCGGUGCGGUUGAGACGUCCAAGGCCAUCAUCGACACUAACACUGGAGCUUGUAAGGGAUUUGGUUUCGCCAAAUUCUACGAUGUGCGUGACUCUGAACUAUGCAUUCGAGCUUUCCACCGCCUCGGCUACGAGAUUGGCUUCGCUCGGGAGUCUUUCAAUUCUCGACUCAAGGCGGAGGGCGAUGAGGGUUCUACAAACCUCUACAUCUCCAACCUGCCCAAGUCUCUGAACGAGAUGGAACUUGCCACCAUUUUCCUUGGAUACCACAUCCAGUCCAGCAAGAUCCUUCGUGAUAGCAUGGGAAACAGCCGUGGUGUUGGCUUUGCUCGAUUUGAUUCUCGCGAGAUUUGCGACGAGAUUAUUCGAAAGUUCAACGGUGUCGGCAUUGGUGAGGAAGGUCUUCCCAUGAACAUCCGCUACGCCGAUACUCCAGCUCAGAAGGAGCUCAAGCGAGUCACCGCCGAACGCCGCCAGUUCCGUACCAACGAGUACAACAUUGGUGCCUACGGCACUCCUCUCGUUGGCCUGAGCCCUGCCUUGUACAGCCAGCAAACAUGGCGACGCAACUUGCCGCAGUCUCGAAGGUUUGUUUCCGCCGGCUUUGAGUCAUAUCUGCGUAUGGUUAUACACGAAGCAUUUUUGCGAAGUUCUAACUCUUGUUCUAGGGCGGCCACGAGCGCGGACGCUACGAUUUCGACUCCCACCACCUCUGAGUGCGAUGAGAGUGUUACGAUUCGAGCGGACCCGGCCGUCGUCGCCACCGUUGGCAAGGAGAACAUUCAGCCAUCCCCCACUGUGAAGAAGGAUGUUUCGAAGAAGGAGUCCCAGUAA
Messenger RNA from Trichoderma reesei QM6a, 1617 nucleotides. RefSeq lists its product as uncharacterized. Gene Ontology annotation, cellular component: ribonucleoprotein complex; nucleus; cytosol. Bases 1 to 1617 code for a protein of 538 amino acids. Lineage: Eukaryota; Fungi; Ascomycota; Sordariomycetes; Hypocreales; Hypocreaceae. The record is from RefSeq and is a predicted model, not a curated record. Gene Ontology annotation, molecular function: poly(U) RNA binding; poly(A) binding; mRNA 3'-UTR binding. The transcript has 6 exons.